AUGGCUUCUACGCGAGAGGAGCGGCUGCAGAUGCGACAGCGCGGAGCUGGGCGCAAGAUCAAAGAUGUAGACUUUGGAUUCUCAUUCGGCGCUGCGGCACCUGGCCCCUCAGCCUCUGCUGGGCUUUCUCUAUUUCCCGAACCAGAGAAAGCUUCGCAAACACGACCCGCGCCGAAGGUCGCGACACCACCGCGUGCCAAUGCCUCUUCGCAGGUCGAAUCUCACUUGACAUCGUUUUCCCAGCGUACACCAAGAAGUGCGCGCAACAACCUUCCACCGCGUCCCUCGCCUUAUGAUUUACCAUCAGAUGACAGGCCUGGAGAACCGCGCAGCAACAAACGGAGACGAAUCGAAAAUACAGCAUAUACAUUGUCGCGAAAUACCGCAGACUCUCAGGGUAGCGAACCGAAAACUGUGCCAAAUGGCAACACAGAUACUACCGAGGCACCAGCAAGCCACACCGCCGAAGUUCUGACUGCUCCAGAUGCAUCCCUAAUAGCAGCUGAAACUCUCGCGCUUCAACCUCAGCUAUUGCUUUUCCCAUAUUCCCAACCCAACGAACAAGCGCAGAUCGAACCCCUCGAGACCAACGCCACGGUCACAGAGACUAGGGCACCUGCUCUCUUUGGGACAGAGCCACAGAUAUCAGAACAGGAUGUAGCAUCAUAUACUUCUCCAAUACCGACUGCGGAGGUUGCUGCAUCUGAUAACGCACCAAAGUCCCCAUCAGAUGAAAAUCAAGCUACCGUCGAAUCUACAGUACCCCCAACCAGGCUACGAAAAAGUCAAUCGCCACGAAUCGCAAAAGCAACACAAUCAACCAAAGCACGGAUGCUUAAAAAAGAUCUGAGAACCUCCGCCUCCCCAAUUUCCUUGAAAGUCGUUAAGCAAAAAGUCAACGAGUCGAGGACCAAGGCCAAAAGCCAGGGUGGUUCAGUCGAUUCUGGAGCUAGAGGCGAUCCCGAGUCAUAUCAGUCGACUUCGGGGCCAUCUCGGACAAACAAGAGUCGGGAUGUUGAAGAACGACAUCCGUCAAAAUCACAUGCCGUGGAAGAAUCGAUAGCUGCGGAGAUUGAACGCAAUGAAUUGGACACUGUACAACCAGAGAAAGCGUCAAAACCCAAAAGUGGUCGCGGUAGGCUGUCACUUGCUGGUAAACAUACUGGGACCAUUGAGGCUGAAAGUCAGAAAGAGAAUCAAGUGAACCCCGCGGAUAUUAUAGUUGAAUCGCCAGCCGGACCUCCUCGUCGGGGUCGCAAGGCGAAGAAAGCAGUGGGACCAGAGCCUGGGCCAGAAUCACCUCAAGAGCCGGAAGCAGAGUUGCAGCUGGAUUCUGCAAAGGCUGGCCGUGGGAGGUCUAAAAAGAAAGACAAGAGUUCAGUGACAGCGCACGAGCCUGAACCUGAACCGCCGAUAGAGUCUAACCUUCCGAAAUCUCGCGGUAGGUCGAAGAAAAACAAGCGGGCUGCAGUCGAAGAGCCCGAAGCCAACGCUGAAGCCGAAGUUGAAGUCGAAGUCGAGCCAGAAACGCAGGCAGGACCUGUUUCCAAGGCUCGUGGAAGAUCUGGAAAGAAAUCAAAGAGUGCAUCAACUUCCGAGUCCAUAUCGAGGACUGAGCCUGUGGAAGAACAACCAGAGGGCGAGAGUAAUAAGGAGACGCGAUCUCAGCGUAAGCCCAGAGACAGACAGCCUCGUGGAGAAACCGUUCCCGUCACAGUCCAUCGGUUGGCCAAUGCAUCUGCUUUGAGUGCCAUAUAUAACUCUGCAGGCUCCGGUGACGAGGGAGAGGAAUCUGCCGAUGAAAUAUCAACCCGCCAGAAGACAAAGUUGCCCAAUCGUGGUGGUGUCAAUCCAGCAGAUGUGCUUGGGCAGAUAUGUCGUGAAACCCUGGAGAAGACGCUCACAACGCUUCAGGACGGGAUUGCUAAAGAGGCCAACCCUACACGGCGUGCCGAAUGGACGCGCAAGCGGAAGGCCGUUGAAGCCUUUGGCUCGGAGCUCGACAGCCGUUUACUUGACCUGAGCGAGAUGCUAGACAGCAACUUCAUGUUGGGCAUGCAGCUAAAGAAAUCCAAGCGAGAUAUGAUGGAUCUCCGGACUCAUUUGUUUCAAGUACGACGGGAACGAGAGAAUAUAGCUCUACAGAUGGAUGCAGUACGGGCCAAGCACAUGGAAGAGGAAAAAGCGAAAACGGCACGCAACACCAUCAACCAUUCUCUCCACAGCCUUGAAUUGGCAUUGGAUCGCCGCCAGAACAAUGCUCCACUUAGUGCGAACCCUUCGACCACAGAAAUCGAGUUUAUGCUCCGCUCUCUGGCUGACGAUGUGAGCUCCCAAGCGCCAGGGUCUCAAGGUGGUCUUCUGAGUCAAAUUCGUGCCUUUAAUGCGCAGCUUGAAAGCACGGCGCGUCGUCUAGAAAGCUGA
This is a messenger RNA of Penicillium taxi, 2424 nucleotides long. RefSeq lists its product as uncharacterized. Lineage: Eukaryota; Fungi; Ascomycota; Eurotiomycetes; Eurotiales; Aspergillaceae. The coding region runs from base 1 to 2424 and encodes 807 amino acids. The record is from RefSeq and is a predicted model, not a curated record. The transcript has 5 exons.